UUGUCAAGAUGGAAGCUGUCGAAGACGUGCUAAGCGAUGCUUUCCCCGAUAUUGACGAAGAUCUAUUCGACUACCUCGAAGGCGUCUUGGACGGCGGCAAGGAAGACUUCUCAACCUGCGAAGAGGUUUAUGAUGCCGUCGGAGAAAUGUUGCUGCAGAUUGCCGGCGACACCAAAGAUGAAGAUGAGAUCCGGGAGAUCUGCGCCCGGCUGCUCCACGUCAUGAAAGGGGAGUCAGACAUUCAGAAUGGCGACAGCCACAGCGCGCCUGCCAAGGUACUCAACGCACCGGUACAGUUAAAAGCCUUGGCUGCCGAGUUUGAGAACACCACCGAUGAAGUUCAGAGCAUCUGGAUGAAGCAGAGGGACAGUGCAUUGCAAGUGGACCAGAAGAAGUUAGAAAAAGCAGAGGCCAAGUUGAAGCAGAAGCAAGAGAAACGGGAAGUCAGUGGCGAGAAGGUGACCCCAGUUCAGCCAGUGUUGAAGGCUGCCACGGCAAGUCAAGCAGUCAGCAAGAGAGAAGCCCGUAUGGAAAGCAAGGGCAGCAACCGAACACAAGACAUUCGUGUGGAAAAUUUCGACAUAGCUUUCGGUGACAAAACGCUCCUUCAGGGAGCCAAUUUGACACUGGCUUGUGGGAGGCGUUAUGGACUUGUGGGCCGCAAUGGUAUUGGAAAGACCACACUUCUGAGGAUGCUUUCUAGUGGUCAGCUCAGGAUUCCAUCACACAUCUCAGUGCUGCACGUUGAGCAGGAGGUGGUCGGAGAUGACACCACGGCACUGGACAGUGUCCUCUCCUGUGAUGAGAGGAGGCAGCGGUUGCUCAACGAAGAGAAGGAGCUCACUGCCAAAGUGGCUGAAAAAGAUGACCCUGCACUGAAUGAACGGUUGAGCCAGGUCUAUGCAGAACUGCAGCACAUUGACGCGGACAAGGCGCCGGCAAGGGCUUCGGUCAUCCUAGCCGGUCUAGGCUUUUCCCCUGCAAUGCAGCAAAAGAAAACCCGAGAAUUUUCCGGAGGAUGGAGAAUGCGAAUAGCAUUGGCAAGAGCACUGUUCACGAGGCCUGACUUACUGUUGCUUGACGAACCUACAAACAUGUUGGACAUGAAAGCAAUCAUUUGGCUAGAAAACUACCUUCAAGACUGGCCUACGACUCUUCUAGUUGUCUCCCAUGACCGGCUCUUCCUGGACACCGUGCCCACCGACAUCCUGCACUUCCACUCGCAGCAGAUCACAGGCUACCGGGGCAACUACGAGAACUUUGUCAAGGUCAUGACUGAGCGGCUCAAAAACCAGCAGCGCGAGUACGAGGCACAGCAACAGUACAAGGCACACGUCCAGGUCUUCAUUGACAGGUUCCGGUUCAACGCAAAGCGUGCCUCCCUAGUGCAGAGCAAAUUGAAAAUGCUGGAAAAAUUACCGGAGCUGAAGCCCGUAGAAAAAGAGGUCGCUGUCACGCUACGGUUUCCCGACCCGGAGCCCCUGUUCCCUCCCAUCUUGCAACUCGACGAGGUGUCAUUUGCCUACAACCCCGGCCAGAACGUGCUGGAGCGUGUCAACCUCUCGGCCAACAUGCAAUCAAGAAUCUGCAUCGUGGGUGACAACGGCUCUGGCAAAACAACGCUGCUGAAGAUCCUCAAUGGCGAGCUGAACCCGACAGCAGGAGUGCGGCACGUGCACCGGAACCUGGUGAUUGGCUACUUCACGCAGCACCACGUCGACCAACUGGAACUGGGAAUCUCCUCGCUAGAGUUCAUGGCCAAGCAGUUCCCUGGCAAGCAGUCAGAGUACUACAGGCAACAGUUGGGCUCUUUUGGUGUUACGGGUGACUUGGCAUUACAGACCAUCGGCAGUCUCUCAGGAGGCCAGAAAAGCAGAGUCGCAUUCGCCCUCAUGUCUAUGCUACGGCCUCAUUUCCUAAUUCUUGAUGAGCCUACAAAUCACCUGGACAUAGAGACCAUUGAAGCCUUGGGACAUGCCCUGAAUAGGUUCCAGGGCGGUGUGGUGUUGGUGUCCCACGACGAGCGACUCAUUCAAAUGGUGUGCCAGGAACUGUGGGUGUGCAGCAACCGCACGGUGAGAAGCAUUGAAGGUGGCUUCGCGCAGUACCGCAAGUUGAUCGAAGAGGAGUUGGCAGCACAGGGACAGUGAUAGGCAGAGCGACGGGCUUCGCAACGAGGCAAAACAAGAAGAUGUGAAGGGGAAUCUUCGACUGUGGAAAGUGCAAGGACGUGAAAAAUAUGAGCAGGCUUAGCACGGACUGACGCUGUGCCACUGUGGUCCAGACAACUCUUUUUUUUUUUUUUUCAUGUGUCUGCAUUGCUGGUCUAUAGGCAGCCAUUUAUUUAUCUUAAACAAAAAGGAAAAAAGAAAAAAAAGUCUAGAGUGACUUGUGAAACAUAAGGAAAAGAUGUUUUUUUCCUGGCUAAGUAGCAUGUUUUGGUGUAUUUCCUAGGUGUAGUAAGUGUAUUUCCAUGUCUGCACUCGUUUUGGUACAUGCAUGGACUACAAACUCUGUGUGUUACGAUUCAGCUGUAUGAGUCGCAUUCUAUGAUGUGCCGGCAUCCGGCAAAACUAUACUAUUGCCUGAACAGGCCGCGUGUUUGCAGCUGUCCUAGGUUGCCAACACAGCGGGCGGUUCGUUGCGGUCGGCUGUUUUUGUGCUGCCGCUGCGACCUUGUCAUCUGUACUGUGCAUUUGUGAAUCCUUGGUUAUUAGUAUACUCGUCAAAGCUUUAGCUAAAGAAAUUUUUUUGUUGUUGUUGCUAGCUAUUUAAAAUAUUGUUUUUAAACAUGAUUUAUUACAGUGCCUUAAGCUUUUUAUGUGCAUUUCAAGUGAAAAAAAGGAAAUCAAGACAGAAUUUCUUCUAACUUCCAAAGUCAACAAGCUUGUUUUAAGAAAAUAUUAUUGAUCACUUUCUCUUAGCCGCACGAAUUUGAUGCAGUCACUAAGAGUUGGACUUCUAUUUGUAUGAACAUUAGGCUUAAUAGACAAAGUCCUUGUUUGUGCAACACUAAAUUUAUGAUUUCAUUGUUGCUUUCCUCGAGAGUAAGAGAGCUUGAAAACUAUGUUCUGGACACGAUUAAACAAUACUUCCAUUUUCCUCUGA
Rhipicephalus microplus (southern cattle tick) is the source of this 3108-nucleotide messenger RNA. Its product is annotated as ATP-binding cassette sub-family F member 3. Gene Ontology annotation, molecular function: ATP binding; ATP hydrolysis activity. The record is from RefSeq and is a predicted model, not a curated record. Lineage: Eukaryota; Metazoa; Arthropoda; Arachnida; Ixodida; Ixodidae.